AGUGCAGUAAAAUCGUGUCACAUGUUCUUCGGAGCAAGAGAAUAACCAAAUGACAAAGAUAGAAAAUUAUAGAGGAGAAGUAGGGCCAGUAACCUCUUCGUCUAUAUUCUAAGUACUAGUUUAUGUAUUUACAUACAUGCAUAACAAUUAAACGAGCCAUCAAAUUUAUAAAGAAAAAUCCAAUAUAAUCAAGUGUAUUGCCAAUUGAAACACCCAAGUGACGUACAAGUCUAAAGUAAUCGUCACUAGCUUCUUAAAGCCCGAAAAAAUAUUUAAAAACUGGUGGAAGUUAUCAAAAUUUAUUAAAAAUGAAUAAAAUAAUGAAAUCACUGGCGAGCAAAGAGACUCGUGAUUAUUUCAUGAGUACGCAUUUUUGGGGUCCAAUAGCUAAUUGGGGUAUUCCGAUAGCAGCAAUUGCUGAUAUUCAGCGAGAUCCUAAGUUCAUCAGUGGUAAAAUGACCUUUGCGCUGUGUCUUUAUUCGGCAAUGUUUAUGCGUUUUUCAUUAAAAGUCCAGCCAAGAAAUCUGCUACUUUUUGCCUGCCAUUUUACUAAUGAAGGCGCUCAGUUAACUCAAGGAUACCGAUUCAUAAAGUAUCAUUAUACAGGUGAUAAAAAACCAGAGAAUGAUCAAUAAUUCAAUCUAAUUUAAUUCAAACUGGAAGCUAAAAAUUUAAAUUUGUAUUUACAUGUUGGUAUAUUAUCUUCAAUCUAUCUUUCUUUCUUUCUUGAAGAUUGCUCCAGAUCUGUUAGAAGUUUGUAAAAUAAUUCUACUAUGUAUUUAUUUAAAUUCUAUGUAAAUAUUGGAAAAAAACUUUACAAUCAAA
This is a messenger RNA of Cotesia glomerata, 825 nucleotides long. It is a transcript of the gene Mpc1, whose product is annotated as mitochondrial pyruvate carrier 1. Gene Ontology annotation, biological process: pyruvate import into mitochondria. Gene Ontology annotation, cellular component: mitochondrial inner membrane. NCBI's taxonomy places the organism in Eukaryota, Metazoa, Arthropoda, Insecta, Hymenoptera, Braconidae. The record is from RefSeq and is a predicted model, not a curated record. The transcript is spliced from 3 exons. The coding region runs from base 309 to 635 and encodes 108 amino acids.